Molecule: messenger RNA, 4410 nt
Organism: Bactrocera tryoni
Lineage: Eukaryota; Metazoa; Arthropoda; Insecta; Diptera; Tephritidae
Gene: Hr39
Product: nuclear hormone receptor FTZ-F1 beta
Exons: 7
Coding region: 946-3738 (930 amino acids)
Biological process (GO): hormone-mediated signaling pathway; tissue development; regulation of transcription by RNA polymerase II
Cellular component (GO): RNA polymerase II transcription regulator complex
Molecular function (GO): RNA polymerase II cis-regulatory region sequence-specific DNA binding; nuclear receptor activity; zinc ion binding
Source: RefSeq, a predicted model, not a curated record
GUACAUGUGUCCAACAAUCGUAUACAAAUGUAUAGUUGUUUGUUCUUUAUUUCAUAUUUCAUUGUGCCCACUCAAUGCAGUGUAAACAAAAAAUCAAGUGUCAUCCGCCAAGCGCCUAGUUUUGUACGAAACAACAACAAUAACAAAGUGUUAUAGUAGCAAAAGCAAAUCAGUGCCACUUUAACUGGUCAGGCAUGUGUGCAAGUGAGCGCGCUAUAGUGUGCAUUAAAAAGUGGAAAGUAACGUUGCGUAUUGUGUGUUUUUAGCAGAGAGUGAGUGAUUGAUUCCAAUAAGAAAUAACGACAGUAUUUGCACAGCAGACGCACAAGCAAGCAUUUAUGUAGUGAAUUAACAAAAAUUUCGGCAAUAUAUUACCAAUUAGUGUGCAGUGAUAUUCCCAUAAAAUAAAUAACGCAAUUUUUAUAAAGAAAAUAAUUAAACAAAUUGUAAUUACAAACAAUCUAACGCACACUAGUGUAUGUUAGAAGAGCACAAAACGUCGCAGCAGCAGCACCGAACCUACGUAUGUGCCAGUGAGAGCAAAAGAGAGAGCGUGUGAACGAAACAAUACUGGCUGCAGCGUAGGCAGUUGUAGAGAGCAAACGAGAGCAGCGUGCACGCUGCAGCGUUGUGUGUAGCGUGUGUAAAGCAGAGAAGUACGUAGCAAAGCGUUGGACGAUUGGAAAAAAUGUAAAGCGAAGCAUUGCAAAUGUCAAUAAACUCUACAAAGGUAAAAAUUCAUCCAACAUGGGACUACAUCAACGACAUCUAUCGAACUUUUACAAAUUGCAGCAGCACACCUUGAAACAAGAAAAGAUUUUAUAGAGAAGCAUAGGCACAUAACCAUCUUUAAAAACAAAAAAAAACAAAGAAUAACGGAAUAGCGCACAAGCUCGAUUUAUUUCUUUCACAAAAAGCACACACAAUUUUUAAUCAUAAGUAAUAAUGUCCUCCACAAAGGCAGAGAGCGCCGCUGGCGCCAAUCCCGCCGUGGCUGCCUUUGGCUCAACGCUGGCCGGGAGUGCAUUCCAGCUGCCUGUGAAUAUGCAUGCACAGCUUGCCGCGAAUGGCAGCAAUGGACACAGUACGAAUGGCACAACUACAACCACCACAACAACAACAACGCGAAACAAUAUAUCCGUGACGAAUAUCAAAUGCGAAAUGGAUGAGGGAGUUGUGGGAACACUAAUGCCCAACGGCAACAAUAUAGUGCCUGUCAUCGCCACAACGGGCGCUGCUAGCUAUUAUAACGGUGCUAGCGGUGGAGGAGGCGGCGGCAGUGGCGUGGGUAUACGCAUACCAGUGACGAAAGCAGAAGAUUCUGACUCCGAAGCUGAGUUGACGAAUAUUGAAAAUUUAAAAGUGACGCGACGUGCGCACAACAAUGCGGACAGCAGCAGUGGCACAAUGGGCGCGGGUGGUGCGGUCAGUAUUGGCGGCGGUGGCAGCGCUAAUAACGGAAAUCACAAUAAGAAUGGGCCGCGACCCAUGUCAUGGGAGGGUGAACUCUCCGAAACGGAGACGACUGAAACGGAGCUAAUGGAGACGGAGAACUCGUUGAGUAACAGUGGUGUGGCGACACAUAAUUUCAAUGCAACAAGCAUAGGUGUAGCGGUGAUUAAGAGCGAGGCGACGACAACAACGCCAGGACACACAUUAGCGCCGACGCCUACGCAUCCCAUAAAACCCGAGCAAAUGGAACAGAUAUCCGUGGAAGUGCAUGGUGGCGCUUUAGCUGGACUGGGUACCACCAUGCGCAGCGGUUUGGGCAGCAGCAGUAGCGCGGGUAGUCUUUAUUCCGCCACGCAUACAAAGUUGGCGCCCACACAAAGUGAUCCCAUCAAUUUGAAGUAUGAACCCGAGGCGGCGGCUGCUGCUGCAGGUUUAAUGCCUACUGGAGCUAAUGUCAAUUCGCCGCUUUUGACGCGCAACAAGUCUGCCACAUUGCCACUGCCUGCCAAUCCCAGCCCCGAUUCUGCCAUACAUUCCGUCUAUACGCACAGUUCACCGUCCCAGUCGCCGUUGACAUCGCGUCAUGCGCCAUACACGCCUUCGCUGAGUCGCAACAAUAGCGAUGCAUCGCAUAGCUCAUGCUACUCCUACAGCUCGGAGUUCAGCCCGACACAUUCACCCAUACAGGGCAGACAUGCGCCACCGGCGCCCGCACUCUAUGGCAACUACAAUGGUUCAUUACAUCAUUCGGUGAUCUAUCGACCCAUCUCGGUAGCGGAUGGCGCUGCUGGCGCUGUAACUGGUAACGGUAAUGCUGGUGGUAACUGCAGUACGGAAGCGCAAAAUCUUAGCAUGGACACAAAGGUCUCGCCGCUGAAUAUCGGUUUGGAAGGUUUGCCCGCUUCACCGGCUGGUAUUUCACGUCAGCAGCUCAUCAAUUCGCCGUGUCCGAUUUGUGGCGAUAAAAUUUCUGGCUUCCAUUAUGGUAUUUUCUCGUGCGAAUCGUGUAAGGGCUUCUUCAAGCGUACCGUACAGAAUCGCAAGAAUUAUGUGUGUGUACGCGGUGGUCCGUGUCCGGUUAGUAUUUCGACGCGUAAAAAAUGUCCAGCCUGUCGUUUUGAGAAAUGCCUGCAGAAGGGCAUGAAACUCGAAGCGAUACGUGAAGAUCGUACACGUGGUGGUCGUUCCACAUACCAGUGCUCAUAUACGCUGCCCAACUCGAUGCUGAGUCCGUUAAUGUGUCCGGAGCAGCAGGGUGUGGCGGCGGCGGUUGCGGCAGCUGCAGCGGCAGCGGCUAAUCAGCAACAACAACAGCAUGGACGGUUGGGUGCGCCAAUGGCUCACUCAAUGUCUGCGCAGCAACAACAACAGCACACGUUGAACGGGCUCUCAGGUGGUCUCGGCGCCGGACAAUCCAUAAUCAAGUCGGAGCAAUGCGACGACAGUGGCGCUUCAGCGCGCGCAACAAACAUUCCAACGCUGUUGCAGGAAAUCAUGGAUGUUGAGCACCUGUGGCAAUAUAAUGAAGCAGAAUUGGCACGUCUCAAUCAACCGAUCUCUACAUCGUCUUCUUCCUCUUCCAAUGCAUCUUCGUCUUCAUCAUCCACAGCGUCCGCCGGAGGCGCUCCAACCGGCAAUCCACAAAUGACAAACCCACUACUGGCCAGUGCCGGGUUUGGCAACGGCGAAAACACCAAUCCCGAUUUAAUUGCCCACCUGUGCAAUGUGGCCGAUCAUCGGCUGUAUAAGAUCGUGAAAUGGUGCAAGAGCUUGCCGCUCUUCAAGCAUAUAUCGAUCGACGAUCAAAUUUGCCUGCUCAUCAAUUCGUGGUGUGAGCUGUUGCUCUUCUCAUGCUGCUAUCGCUCGAUCGAUACACCGGGCGAAAUCAAAAUGUCACAAGGCAAGAAGAUCAGCUUGGCGCAGGCGAAAUCCAGUGGCUUACAGGCCUGCAUUGAACGCAUGUUGAACAUGACAGAGAAUUUGCGACGUUUGCGCGUCGAUCGCUAUGAAUAUGUUGCCAUGAAAGUGAUUGUGCUGCUGCAAUCGGACACCAGUGAACUGCACGAGCCCGUCAAGGUGCGUGAAUGCCAGGAGAAGGCGCUGCAGGCCUUACAAGCCUACACGCUUGCGCACUACCCAGACACGCCGUCGAAAUUCGGCGAGUUGCUGCUGCGCAUACCAGAUCUGCAAAAGACAUGCCAGCUCGGCAAGGAAAUGCUCACGAUUAAAUCACGUGACGGCGGUGAUUUCAAUUUGCUGAUGGAAUUGUUGCGCGGAGAGCAUUGACAAAUGUUGUUGCAUAGUGCGUGUAGUAGAGCGCAACAACAACAACAACAACGACGAGAAGAAGCAGCAAGGGCGUCAACGUAUGCAAAUUGCCAGCUGCUGAAUUGGCAAAGUGCAAUGGAUUUAGCCGCCUGGAAGGCUAUUGGUUGUGCUUAAAAUGGCGGCGAGCGCAUGUUUUACCGUUAGUUUAUCAAAUAUGCCGCUAAAGUUUCCGAAAAAGUUUGCGCAAGCGCAUGAAACAACAAAAUAUACACGACAUGCCGCGUAAAUAGAACGAAGACAGCUUAAAAUAAAUAAAAAUAUGAAAUGAAAAAAGUUUAUAUUAGUGAAUGUUAGAUAUCUAAGAAUGGCAAACAGUGCGAAAACUAAAAUAUUUUAGCAGUUAUACUACGCAAGAGUAUAACUUUAGUAAUCGAUUGUGCAGUUUUAAAUUAAAAACACAAGUAGUAUCUAACAUUUUAGUAUUUUUUACUAUGCCCAUAAAAAACACCCUAUUUUAAGUAUUUUAAGUGUAUUAAAUUAAGUAACUAGACUUAGCAUCUGAUUACAUAAGUAAGCAUGUAAUUAAAUCAACUUAAAAGAAAAACAAAAGAAACUUGAAUAUGAAAAACAUGUGCCUAAAUGAGUAAACGUUAAAGAAACUGAUAGUAAAAUGCAACAUAUAAAAAGGAA